Leptidea sinapis is the source of this 1655-nucleotide messenger RNA. RefSeq lists its product as uncharacterized. The record is from RefSeq and is a predicted model, not a curated record. Lineage: Eukaryota; Metazoa; Arthropoda; Insecta; Lepidoptera; Pieridae. The transcript has 11 exons. Bases 48 to 1604 code for a protein of 518 amino acids.
GUUUUAAAUAAAUAUUGUGAAUUUGUAGGGAAAAUAAUUUAUUUAACAUGUCAUCGUUCACUGAUGUAUCGAAGCAGAUCCAUUUACUGAACGAUUUAAUAAUGUCGGAAAUGUUAAGAGGUAACAAGGGAAUAGACGAUGAGUCGGUCAAAUUCAGCAAACACUUACUGAUAAUAAAGUAUUGGUUCAUGAGGAUAUCUUGGGUAAAUAAAAAGAGAUUUAUGUUAACUCUCCUCAAGGAUGUUACAAGUGUAUGGACUCUCUCUCUGUUACUAAAGUCUAUAUGGAGCUCACGGCCUAAGGACGCAGUUUCUUCAAUAAGCGAGUUUAAAAACAUCUGGAGCAGUUACGAUCAAGUACCGCUAGACAAUAACAGGACAGCAACACCAUUGCGGGAAAUAGAUGAUGUGAUAGAAAGAGAACGACACUGGUUUACCACACUUGAAUCUGAACAUCAAGCCAUAGUUUUUUGUGAGCUGCUGACGGUCGCUGGUGGGCCUAUUUUGUGGGAAGUGCUGAGAGAAGCAUCCAAGAUAUACCACGCGCAUCGCGACCGGGAACUGGAAGAUAUUGUGGACUGUGUUCCAGUUGUACCUUCAGGAACAUCACCGCUGGAUAAAGCUAAAUCACCUCCAGCUGAGCCGCCUAAGAAGGAGCCACACAAGGGUUUAACUGGAGACUCUUUAAAGCAAACACAGCUAGUAGAUGCUCAAAAAGAAUUGGAGACCCACUUGGCAACAUGGAAUGUAGUCAUCAAGUCGAUGAAAGAUAAUAUAAAAUUAGAGGAGAUACAAAUAAAAUUUAAUGAUGGCGCGAUGAGAAAUGUAUGGAGGGUAAAUCGGCCCAAGCCCGAAGCAACAGAAACAGUUGAUUUCAUACAGCUAUUGCUAGGAACAGUUGGGAAACGGAUCCUUACGCUUAUACCUUCAACACAAUAUGGAGAAUUAUCUCGCGUCAACAAAUACUGGGCUUUUUUGAUUGAUGAGCUGAAAUCAGAAAUAUUGGCUAGACAAAAAAUUGACAUGGACUUGGCAAAAUUGAAGAUUAUUUCAAAGGAUAUGGUACUUCGCCACGAGCCGAAUACGACUGUUGGUUCACCUACUCCACCGAAUACAGUCUCGAUAUCGUUUUCAACGAAGCAUUCAGUUAAAACGAUCACAGCACCGAUACGAGAAAAGAAACAUUUUGUGAAAAUGCCUAAAGAGAAAAUGGUGCCGGUAUUUUCAAUCCGAAGAAUGGCAGAUUUACACGAAAAAUUAGAUGCUAGAGGUUCGGCUGAUGAUGAUUUGUGGAAAUGGUGUGGCAACACCAUAAGGUUGUACAAGAAGAUGACCGGAAAAAGCGCAAAAUCAAAGCACGAGGAAGGUCUCCUACCGCUUAAAAGCUUGAUUUUCGCCUGUCCCCUGAUGAAGUACAAUGUGACAGUUCCAUUGGAACAGCCCCUCGUUGUAGACCCCACAGUAACCAUGUGCAAAGAAAAUAUAAGAGUAGAAGCUGUGAAGGCAUUGAAAGACAAAAAUAUCAAACGCUACAACUGGUGGUGCAAGGACUUGGCAAAGCUAUAUCUUGCCCAGAAGAUACCGUCAUAUCAAGCUCUUUUUUAAUAACAAACCAGGUUAAGGGCUGUGCAACACAAUUCUUGCUAUAAUUUUGUA